Messenger RNA from Cotesia congregata, 888 nucleotides. Lineage: Eukaryota; Metazoa; Arthropoda; Insecta; Hymenoptera; Braconidae. The record is from the annotation of a GenBank genome assembly.
AUGAAUACCGAUUUGUUUGCACCUUUUCAAAAUUUCGAAUUUUUGGCACGAUCUACUCACCCGAAGUACACCGACGUAAUAGCUGACGAGUACUCUCGCAUUUGUCAAGAACCAUUAAACGGAACUUACGAAAACUGGAAGAAGCCGAAAAACAAAAACAAAAAUCUUUUUAGAAACAUCCCAUGCUGGGAUAAUUCCCGCGUGGUCUUACACCAGACCAACGAUGGAGCAGAUUAUAUUAAUGGUAAUUAUGUCAGUGGAUUCGAGCUGAAGAGGAAGUUCAUCGCAACGGAACAACCGAUGGCGAGCACCUUGGGCAACUUCUGGACCAUGAUUUGGGAAGAAAACACGCGUGUGAUUGUUAUGUUAAAUGGUUCCGAAGAAGAGGCACAGCAAUCCUAUCCAUAUCUUUCUUCGAGUCAAACUGACAUAAUCUCUGGAGACUUCAAAAUCAAACAGAAAGAGCGUAACGAAGAAAAAGACUACACCGAAACAGUAUUAAUCAUCACUCACUUAAACAGUGGACAGUCAAAGAGGGUAAGUCACUUUAAAUACCUUCAUUGGCCCGAACACACAUUUCCCCAUGAAGAAGAUAUUCUGAAGUUUUUGGAGAUUAUAAACAACAGAAAUGCAGAAUUUUUCAUCGAAGCAGAGGAGUAUCACCAACGGAUGCCAGGUGCUAUUGUUGUACAUGGCAAUGCUGGCAUCAGAAGAACCACCGCGUUUUGUGCGAUUGAUAGCUGUCUUUACGAAGCUGUAGUUAAGAAGACUGUAUCGAUACCAUCGGUUGUAUUGAGGAUAAGACAACAAAGAAACUUCAGUUUUCCUGGUCUUAGUUAUUACACUUAUGUGCACAGUGUUUUGUUGCACUUUCUGGUACAUCAUUGA